Molecule: messenger RNA, 2276 nt
Organism: Anguilla anguilla (European eel)
Lineage: Eukaryota; Metazoa; Chordata; Actinopteri; Anguilliformes; Anguillidae
Gene: tm4sf4
Product: transmembrane 4 L six family member 4
Exons: 5
Coding region: 175-786 (203 amino acids)
Cellular component (GO): membrane
Source: RefSeq, a predicted model, not a curated record
GACAUCAUUCGUCCAGGGGUCUAUAAAUGCUUCUGUCUGAUCAAAAAACCUGGAGCUUCUAUUCAGCAAUACAGACUCACUGGAGAGGUUGAAGUUUUUUUUUUUUGUGGUUUUUUUAAAUUAUUUUUUUGAAACUGCUUCUGUACUCCAGUUUGCCCACAGCAAUCAGGAACCAUGUGCUCUGGUAGUUGCGCCAAAUGUCUGGGCAUCACCCUCAUCCCACUGGCUAUCCUUUGCGUUCUAUGCAAUAUCUUGCUGUUUUUUCCGGGCGGUGUGCCCGCUUCAGGCAAUGAAAACAUCACCGACGAGGUGUGGUACUUCGGCGGCAUACUCGGGUCUGGCGUUUUGAUGAUCUUCCCUGCCCUCGUCUUCCUGGGAUUGAAGAACAAUGACUGCUGCGGUUGCUGUGGCAAUGAAAGUUGCGGGAAACGCUUUGCGAUGUUCACGUCCAUCAUCUUUGCCGGAGUGGGACUGGCCGGUGCCGGGUACUCCAUCAUCAUCUCCGCCGUCGCAAUUAACCGCGGACCCAAAUGCGGCCUGGACACGGCCAGCAACGCCACGUUUGUUUAUCCUUUCGAAGAAGGGAACUACCUGUCGAACCACUCGAUGUGGGACGCCUGCCUGCAGCCGGAGGGCAUCGUGCCCUGGCACCUGACGCUCUUCUCCCUGCUGCUGGUCAUGGGGCUGGUGCAGGCGGCCCUGUGCGCCUUCCAGGUCCUCAACGGUCUCAUCGGCACCAUCUGCGGGGACUGCUGCGGCUGCUGCGGGGGUGAUGGAGCUGUUUGAAGGAGAACCGUGAUGAAUAUGACAAAGGGAAUUUUAAAUAUUAUAUAAUUAACUUUUCAUAUGUUGGUUUUUUCAUCACAUAUUUAUGAGAUACAUUUUUUCAGUUUUUAAAAAUGCAAAGUAAUAUCUGGUAUAAGAAACUUUUCUGGAGGACUCUAUAGUCUUAUGAUGGCAAAGAAAAUUCCAAGUUCUUGAAUAUGUUGAAUAUUUAUUUUACAUUAUUACAAUGAAUUAAUUACCUCCUUUUUUUUUUUACUUCAGAACAGACAGAAUUUGCUCAGUCAAAAUUAGAUUUGUAAUUUAUAUUUUUUUCCACUAUCUUUAAUAACAAAAUGAUAAAAUGUAAAAUUACAAAAUUUUAAAAGAAUGUACCAAUACAAAAUUUUAUAAUAGUGGCAAGAUGCGGGACGCUGUCCACAUCGGGUUGACUGUGAAGGAUGUAUAGUUUCCUCUGAAAAGCAGGUUGAACAAAUACUAUAAGUAAAGAAUAGAAAAGCACAAAAAAGGAUCAUCCUCUUGCGUCCCAAACAUGACAUUACAAUGCCAGACAGAAAAAUACAGAUUGCAUGAAUGUCCAAUGAAAUAUCUGGGAUCAAACAGGGCAAAGCUAGUUUGAAAAAAACAAAAAAAAAAAAAAAAAACAAAAAAAAAAAAAAACAGGCCUGUUCUGAGACAGGGGUCAGAGUUCAGCAGCGUUUUGUACCAGGAAGUGUAGAGAGAGUGGGAGUCUGUUCUGCAUUUCAGGCAAAUGGAAUUCAUAAUUUCCAUGUUUGAUUAUGGAAAUUGUCUUUCAUAAAUUAAAAAAAAAAACAAAAAAAAACUGUGGACAUCUGUUCGUAGAAGAGAAGACGUCCUGUUGGCGUUAGUGGUGUUAGUGCGGCAGAACCGAUGCUGAAACACUGCUCUUAAUUUCAAGGGGACCUAAUGAAACGAACGUGACCAUAGAACAAAAAAAAAAAAAAAACAACACCACAGAGUCUGUGUUACCACUAGAUUUACCUGUAUCCCCAUCCGGCUUGUUCUAAGUUUGACUUUGAGUUGCAUAACUUUAUACAACACUGUUCCGCACUGCUAAUGUUUACAGAGCCAUCACGGCUCUGAUAUUUACUGCACCGCAAACUGUCUUUGCCCUUCCUUUUGUGCUCUUAUUUUUAUAAGAUCAUUCAUGAGGACAGCUGUGUUCCCCUGACCAUUAAAUAAAUUAUCAUCAUCAUCGCCUGUCAGACAUUCACUAAAUUUUUACAGCGCACUGUAUGUACCGAAUGUGGGACCAUAUAUUAUUUUCAAAUAUUGACAGUGAGUGAAUUAUUUACGGAAACAGGUUAAGGGCAAUAGCAGUGCUUGCACUUUAAAUGGACGUUAAAGAGAAGACAAAAUGUUUUUUUUUUUUUUGUGUGUGUUGUUGCAAGACUUGGUUGUGGAUGUUAUGUGAGAUUCAUGGCUCAUAAACAUGAUGGUAACUGAAUAAAAAUGAUUGCUUGUUUUGUUAA